Molecule: messenger RNA, 635 nt
Organism: Contarinia nasturtii (swede midge)
Lineage: Eukaryota; Metazoa; Arthropoda; Insecta; Diptera; Cecidomyiidae
Exons: 3
Coding region: 80-529 (149 amino acids)
Source: RefSeq, a predicted model, not a curated record
AUAAAUAUCCUGAAAUUAUCGUUAUCUUCAUCAGUAUAUUUCAGACUUUUAUCGAAACUGAAAAAUCAAUUAUUGAACAAUGAAUUUGCUCAAGACUUCUAUUCUCCUCUUUGUGAUUUUUGCGGUAGUGGGAUUGAACCACGCCGGUUCUGAUAGUGAACAAGAAGAAGAAGAAGGCAGCGUAAUGAGCGGAUGCUCAGAUCCAGAAGAACAGGAACUUUCUGGAGAUGACCCUGACCAUAAACAGUUUGAUAAUCCUGCAUACAAAAAGCACAUGGACGCUCGUUAUAAAGUACUCAAGCGAAAAAUAAAGAAAAAUCAAAUGUGCUGUAACGGUAAUGCAUGCAAAGGAUGCCAAAAAGAAUUAGCAAUCGCCCAAGAUAAAUACGAUAAAGAUCACGAGAAAGCUGAUGCAGGAACGCUGAAAACCGGUAUGUUCGAAAAAACAGGUAGCGGACUUCAAAAACGAGUUAACAAAUUAGCAAAAGUAGCUAAAUCAAUGAAGAAAACAUUAAGCAAAAAGAAGUGAUUUCAUACAUUAUUUUGAUUACUUAACUGUGACAAAAUCGGGUUUUUAAUGAGACUACCUAUGUGGUACUCUUUUUACCUGCACAAAUAAAUAAAUAAAUCGGAAA